AUGGAUGAGAAGAGGAAGAUCUAUCUAUCUAUCUAUCUAUCUAUCUAUCUAUCUAUCUAUCUAUCUAUCUAUCUCCUUCUGUUCCAAUCUAUCUAUCUAUCUAUCUAUCUAUCUAUCUAUCUAUCUAUCUAUCUAUCUCAGUCUGUUCAUUAUCUAUCUAUCUAUCGUAGUCUGUUCAAUUACCUACCUACCUCCCUACCACUCAAUCUAUUUCAUUCUGUUUAUAUCUAUCUAUCUAUCUAUCUAUCUAUCUAUCUAUCUAUCUCAUUCUACGCCAAAAUUGCGGUGCAAUUAUACCCCGCUACGAUGUGUCGUUUGGCGCAGACCCCAGAAGAUAGGCGACACGGUCGGCAUACGACAGCAUAUCUAUCUAUCUAUCUAUCUAUCUAUCUAUCUAUCUAUCUCAGUCUGUUCAUUAUCUAUCUAUCGAAGUCUGUUCAACUACUUACCUACCUACCUAUCAAUCAAUCUACCUCAUUCUGUUCAUAUCUAUCUAUCUAUCUAUCUAUCUAUCUAUCUUAG
Messenger RNA from Acanthosepion pharaonis, 522 nucleotides. Lineage: Eukaryota; Metazoa; Mollusca; Cephalopoda; Sepiida; Sepiidae. The record is from the annotation of a GenBank genome assembly.